Messenger RNA from Uloborus diversus, 1047 nucleotides. RefSeq lists its product as uncharacterized. The transcript has a single exon. NCBI's taxonomy places the organism in Eukaryota, Metazoa, Arthropoda, Arachnida, Araneae, Uloboridae. The coding region runs from base 1 to 1047 and encodes 348 amino acids. The record is from RefSeq and is a predicted model, not a curated record.
AUGUCCAGAUUCAUGGUCUCUGGCAAAAGAAUCACAGUGGUACGAAAGAAUUGCCACUGUUUUCACGGACGAGCAGUGGAAAAGCAAUUUCCGAAUAACCAAAAAAUGUACUUUGAACUCUGUGAUCGAUCAUCGGAACUUGAGAGGAAAGCGAGCAAUUUCAGGAAUCCCAUUCCUCUUGGCAAGAGAGUUGCAAUUGCUCUCUACAAACUAGGCUCGUCAGCAGAAUAUAGGACGAUUGCCAGCCUAUUUGGAGUUCACAAAUCCACAGUAUGUGAAUGUGUCUUGGAAUUCUGCUCAUUACUUGUGGACAAUCUUCUUAAAGAAGUGAUAACAUUUCCAUCUAGCACAGCAGAAGUUUCUCGUUUAAUUGGAGAAUUUGAAGAUAUUUGGGGCUUUCCUCAAUGUUGUGGAGCCAUUGUUGGUUCCCACAUUCAAAUAAAACCCCCCAAAAAAAACGCAACUUGUUAUCACAAUUAUAGAAGUUUAUACAGUGUAAUACUUCUAGCAGUGGUGGAUGCAAAAUACAAGUUCCUAUACAUAAACGUGGGGGCUACGGGAAGAAAUAAUGAUUCUUUUGUAUUUAAAAAUUCAAAUUUAUAUCGUUUUUUCCGCCAAAGCACCAUUUUUCCACCUCUAAACAGAAUACUAAACAAUGUUAGUGUCCCUGCAUGUUUGGUUGCAGAUUCCGCAUUUCCGUUGCUGCCUUUUCUGCAGAAGCCGUACAUACAGAGGCACCAAAUGCCAGAGUAUCAAAAACACUGCAACUCUACACUCUCUAGAGCUAGAGUUGUUGUAGAAAAUGCUUUUGGAAGGCUGAAGGCUCGUUUUCGUUGUCUUCAACAAAUGGAUUUUUCCAUCAAAAACACAACGAAGAUUAUACAAGCCUGCUGCAUUCUAAACAACCUCUGUGAACUAAACAGUGAUGAUGUUUACCCAAUAUGGAGUGUUCCCCAAGCUCUUCCAAAUCAAGAUACCGAGGAAGGAGACACUGAUGAACAAUCAGUGCGCAUUAGAGAAGCUAUUGCUAAUUUUCUUGCCUCUUAA